Messenger RNA from Ilex paraguariensis (yerba mate), 681 nucleotides. NCBI's taxonomy places the organism in Eukaryota, Viridiplantae, Streptophyta, Magnoliopsida, Aquifoliales, Aquifoliaceae. The record is from the annotation of a GenBank genome assembly.
AUGAUCGGAGUAGGGAAGAUCAAGCAGUACACUAACGUCCUCGACAAACCCCUUAGCAAGGGCAAGCAAGAGGUCAGUUUGAGUGCAUUUGCAUUCUUAUUUUCAGAGCUUGUUCAAUACAAUCAGACCCAAGUUGACAACAUUGGUGAAUUAGAACGAAGGUUGGAGGAUGCAGGAUAUGCUGUUGGGGCACGUGUUUUGGAACUUCUUUGCCAUAGGGAAAAGGGAAACAGAAGGGAGACCCGAUUGUUGGGUAUCUUAUCUUUUGUACAUAGUACAGUAUGGAAGGUGUUGUUUGGUAAGGUAGCUGAUUCACUUGAGAAAGGCACUGAACAUGAAGAUGAAUACAUGAUCAGUGAAAAGGAGCUCCUUGUUAACAGAUUUAUUUCUAUACCAAAAGACAUGGGAGCAUUUAACUGCGGGGCAUUUGUUGCUGGAAUAGUAAGGGGUGUUUUGGAUAGUGCAGGUUUUCCAUCAGUGGUAACGGCUCAUUUUGUACCUGUGGAGGGCCAGCAGCGACCACGUACAACCAUAUUGAUAAAAUUUGCUGAAGAGGAAACAGUGCUUGACAUGCAUCUGAAACCUGGCCUAACUGGAGCUGAGGCUGCAAAUGAACCAAGCUAUCCUGCUGGAGUAAUGGGCUGUUCAAUUUUGCCCUGUUGGAAUUUGGCCACAAGUUGA